CACUGCGCAGGCACCACAGAACCGCGCCCCUCUCCCCGCCCCGCCACCGGCACGGAGAGCGCCCGCCGCCGCAUUUCCGGCGACACCUCGCUGUCAUUCCUGCGGCUUGCGCGCCCUUGUAGACGGCCGGGGCCUUCGUGAGACCGGUGCGAGUAUUUGGAGAUUAUUCUUAUUAUUUUCUGCCGCUUUUAACUUUUAGGGAUUAGUUAGGAGUUUCACGGCCGUCUGCUUUCCGUCCCCCCGAUUCAGCGGGCCUUCAGGCCGUGUGGUGCAGGCCUGGGGUAGUCUCCUGUCUGGACAGAGAAGAGAAAAAUGCAGGACACUGGCUCAGUAGUGCCUUUGCAUUGGUUUGGCUUUGGCUACGCAGCACUGGUUGCUUCUGGUGGAAUCAUUGGCUAUGCAAAAGCAGGCAGCGUGCCGUCCCUGGCUGCAGGGCUGCUCUUCGGCAGUCUAGCCAGCCUGGGUGCUUACCAGCUGUCUCAGGAUCCAAGGAAUGUUUGGGUUUUCCUAGCUACAUCUGGUACCUUGACUGGCAUUAUGGGAAUGAGAUUCUACCACUCUGGAAAAUUCAUGCCUGCAGGUUUAAUUGCAGGUGCCAGUUUGCUGAUGGUCGCCAAAGUUGGAGUUAGUAUGUUCAACAGACCCCAUUAGCAGAAGUCAUCUUCCAGCUUGGACUGAUGAAGAAUUAAAAAUCUGCAUCUUCCACUAUUUUCAAUGUAUUAAGAGAAAUAAGUGCAGCAUUUUUGCAUCUGACAUUUUACCUAAAAAAAAAAGACACCAAACUUGGCAGAGAGGUGGAAAAUCAGUCAUGAUUACAGCCCUACAGAGGUGGCGAGUGUGUAACACAAGAGCUUAAUAAGACCCUCAUAGAGAUCGAUUCUUGUAUAUUGAUGUUAUCUUUUCUUUAUGUAUCUGUAGGUAAAUCUCAAGGGUAAAAUGUUAGGUGUCAACUUUCAGGGCUCUGAAACCCCAUUCCCUGCUCUGAGGAACAGUGUGAAAAAAAUCUCUUAUGAGAUUUAGAAUAUCUGUUCUUUUGCUCAUCUUAGACCACAGACUGACUUUGAAAUUAUGUUAAGUGAAAUAUCAAUGAAAAUAAAGUUUACUAUAAAUAAUA
Messenger RNA from Pongo pygmaeus (Bornean orangutan), 1114 nucleotides. RefSeq names its product transmembrane protein 14C (gene TMEM14C). Gene Ontology annotation, cellular component: mitochondrial membrane. NCBI's taxonomy places the organism in Eukaryota, Metazoa, Chordata, Mammalia, Primates, Hominidae. Gene Ontology annotation, biological process: regulation of heme biosynthetic process. The coding region runs from base 313 to 651 and encodes 112 amino acids. The record is from RefSeq and is a predicted model, not a curated record. The transcript is spliced from 6 exons.